Molecule: messenger RNA, 2621 nt
Organism: Hibiscus syriacus
Lineage: Eukaryota; Viridiplantae; Streptophyta; Magnoliopsida; Malvales; Malvaceae
Product: cyclin-dependent kinase F-4-like
Exons: 18
Coding region: 1029-2393 (454 amino acids)
Biological process (GO): protein phosphorylation; intracellular signal transduction
Cellular component (GO): nucleus; cytoplasm
Molecular function (GO): ATP binding; protein serine/threonine kinase activity
Source: RefSeq, a predicted model, not a curated record
GAACCCAAAAAUUAUGCGAUUUCUUGGUUCACACGAGAGAAACUCCCGAUUCUCAAGUCUCCAACUCAGACCCACCACAAUAAAUUAGGCAUUUGCCUUCUUUAUUCCAAACACGCUCGCAAAUCAUUUUGUUUUUAUUUUUCACGAGAGACAGAAAUUACGAAGCUCUGGAUUCCACCUCUUAUCGUCCUCGCCGACGGUGCUUAUGCCGGUUGGUUUCCAGAUUGCACCGGACUUGGAUUUAAAGGAAUUUAGCUUCCUUUUCAAGAUAUGGCAAAAGUCUGCUUCUGGUCAAAUUGCAACCUCUUCCGGGUCUUUUUAUUCCAAGAAGUGCUUGACUGGCGGUUUAUCGCUAGUGGAGAUUCUCUUUUGGUUUCCUUUGUCAAUUGCACUUAAUGCCCAUCCUCUUUCUAGUACUCAACACGAGAGUUGUAAUGAAUUUUAGUGCUUUGUUGAUACAACAACCAGUCAUGAAAAAACACCUUCCAGGGCUUGUAGUAGAUGAUUGAAAGUUGGUUGCUAAGCAUUAGCAUUAGUAGUUCUUAGUUUAUGUUUUGUUGUUGCUCCUGAUGGGUACUGAUUACUGAGGAUAUGUUGCUUUAAUGAGCAUUCUGCAACUGUUUAUAUUUAGCUUAAAUGAGUUAACAGCAAUUAAGCCUUUGAACCAAACGAGUGUAUCUUGAGCUAGGAACCCUUCCUUCUGGCUGGAGCAAUCAUUCGGGUUGUAUCAGUAUGUUUCUUGGAGCCCAUCCAUUCCUACCGUUGAUGCCUUCUUUUGGUCUUGAAGCUGCGGGUUUAGUACCAAAUAAGGCUUUGAAGCCCAUCCAAUAUAAAAAUUCUGGCUUUAUGUUAUUUCAUGCAUCCAGCGGAAAUUAAUGGUGGAUUUAUCUUAUCUCCGAAGCGGUUUGUUUUUGUUUUAUAGUUUUAAAUACAAGCUAUCUUCUACUGAAGAUAAUUGUCACAUGCCUAUCCUUGUUUCCUAUAAAUCUCCUGAAUAAAGAAAGGGUUACUUUUUGUUCUGCAAAAAAAUGGAGAGGUACAAGUUAAUUAAGGAAGUUGGAGAUGGAACUUUUGGUAGGGUAUGGCGAGCUAUUCAUAAGCAGUCUGGGCAAAUUGUUGCAAUUAAGAAAAUGAAGAAGAAAUAUUACUCAUGGGAAGAAUGUGUGAAUCUGAGAGAAGUUAAGUCACUGCAGAGAAUGAAUCAUCCGAAUAUUGUGAAGCUUAAGGAAGUCAUCAGGGAAAAUGACAUUUUAUUCUUUGUGUUUGAAUAUAUGGAAUGCAACCUUUACCAACUUAUGAAAGACAGGGAAAAGCUUUUUUCUGAAGUUGAAAUCAGAAAUUGGUGUUUCCAAGUCUUUCAAGGUCUUGCAUACAUGCACCAGCGUGGAUAUUUUCAUCGUGACCUAAAGCCAGAGAAUUUGUUGGUUAGUAAAGAUAUAAUCAAAAUUGCUGAUUUUGGUCUUGCACGUGAAAUUAAUUCACAUCCACCGUACACGGAGUAUGUCUCAACGCGCUGGUAUCGUGCCCCUGAAGUACUUCUUCAAUCAUACAUAUACACUUCAAUAGUUGAUAUGUGGGCGAUGGGUGCAAUCAUGGCUGAGUUAUUCACCUUACGUCCUCUUUUUCCUGGAACCAGUGAAGCAGAUGAAAUCUACAAAAUCUGUAGUGUAAUAGGUACCCCAACUAAGGAAUCGUGGCCCGAUGGGCUUGAUCUUGCAAGCGCUAUAAAUUACCAAUUCCCACAGUUCGAUGGUGUCCAUCUGUCUGCAUUGAUACCAUCAGCAAGCAAUGAUGCUAUAAGUCUAAUUACAUCUCUUUGUUCGUGGGAUCCUUGCAAAAGACCAACUGCUGCCGAGGCCCUUCAACAUCCUUUCUUUCAGAGUUGCUUUUAUGUUCCUCCCUCUCUUCGUCCCAGAAUAGCUGUUUCUAGAACAACUCCAUCUGUUGGGAUUCAAGGAACAUUGGAACAGCAAUCAGUUAUGAGGUCCUAUGGGGCUCUACCCAAUACGAAGUUCACUGGCAGCUUUUCUUCUCUGAAGACGAAUGCAUCUUUUGGCACAGAUGUGCAACGCAAACCGGAGAUGCUUAAUCAGGAUCUGAGAAAGAAUGAUAAACCCGUGAAGAACUUUACCAAACAACCCAGGUAUUUGCCACCAGGAAGAAAGGCUCCAAUAUCCAUGAGCAAGGAUAAAAAUGAUGGUGGAGCGGCUUCAGAUGUUGCAGAAAAGACGGGAAAUGUUAGGAUUGGAAAUCAGAGGCAGUAUGUUGGGCAAAUACGGCCGGCACCUAUGAAGGCUGGGGUGCAGUGGACUGCGGAAUCUAAUGACAUGUUUCUUAGGCCAACCCAACAAAUACAGCCUGGCAGAAGUAUUCCCAGAAAAGUAGCGGGAUGAGAUGGCUGGCUGGGCCGCUCCACAUCAUGGCUUUAUAAUAAUUGAAUAAUAGGGUAUCUCAUUCAAUACAUGAAUACGAAAAGAAUGAGUGCUUUGGUUUGAUUUGUUUUUAUUUUGAGUGGUUUUGCGUUACCAUAGAAUAAACAUGGUUUGUGUUACAGUUGACUGGUUUCUUCAUAUUGACGUUGCUUGAUAAAUGAAUUGUGAGCUGUUGUGUUUUCUUUUUUU